Anopheles moucheti is the source of this 959-nucleotide messenger RNA. It is a transcript of the gene mRpS26, whose product is annotated as probable 28S ribosomal protein S26, mitochondrial. NCBI's taxonomy places the organism in Eukaryota, Metazoa, Arthropoda, Insecta, Diptera, Culicidae. Gene Ontology annotation, cellular component: mitochondrial small ribosomal subunit. The coding region runs from base 216 to 860 and encodes 214 amino acids. The record is from RefSeq and is a predicted model, not a curated record. The transcript has a single exon.
UUGUGUUUCAACCGAAACCGAUCUUGAAAUAUUAAAUUUUUGUUCUAUCCUUGAAUUGGAGCCCUUGCAAAUUUGAAAAUUGCGGGCGUUGGGAUUUGGAUUCCUCUAAUGUCAUUUCAAUCCCAUUCGCAUCUAUACUUCAAAGUAAUGUUAUUCAAUAUCGACAGAGAGUCAACAAGCGUGUCCAAUCUACCGUGAAGAAAAGUAUCUUAGUAAUGGCUAACUUAGCGGCGGCAUUUUCUGGUGUUUUUACAAAAUCGAGAGCAGUGGCACUUCUUCAAUACACCACAGUUCGCUUUCGGCGAAAACCACGCUGGCUCGGUACAGCCAAGAGCAAACUGUUUCGUGUGCCGGAACGCAAGAAACAGAUCGAGGAGGAGAUAGAAGAGCUAAAACGAUUGCACAAUAACUAUCGCACUCAAAUGAAAGCGGUACGCAACUUUCUGAGGGAUGAAGUAGAAGCGUACAAGCUAGUUUCUCGGGCCGGUCUAGUACUGCAAACUCCCGAACAAGAGGAAGCGGAAUGGCAGGAAGCGUUGCGCAGAAACGACGAGUGGAACCAGCAAACAGCUGUAAAACGUGAAGAAAGGUUGGCUACAGAACGGGCGGCUCGCAAGGAGUACAUACUGGAAAGGCUAGUCCUAAAGGAGCAACGGGAAAUAGAUAAAAAGGAGCAGGUUGAAGCGAAGGUGCGCAUCGAGAAAGAACUGUCGAAAACAUUCAUCACGCGCGAAAACAUCGACAAGGCGAUCGAACUGGCACUAGUGCAACCAACCACGUUUAACUUUGCUCUAGACCGUGAUGGGAAUCUGCACCGAGCUGCGGAUACUACGCCCAAAGAAACCAAUCAACAAAGCUAGAUAUCCGCCUAGUGUCGUAUAUUUCAUGUAGAAUUCUUGAAUAAAUAUUCCCAGUCUGGGGAUGCAUUCAGCUUUGCGUUGAUAGUGCUGAUGUUAAUU